AUGCGGGUCACAACAUCCUCGAUCCUGGCGGCCAUUUUGUCGGUGGCUCCCAUUUGCGAAGCCGCCAAAGCCGGUGUAGCAUAUGGACCAAAGUACUACUUCCCACGAGAAGUGAAUCGCGACUAUGGCUUUGCUGCUCCUGUAGAAAAGCGCGCUCCGCAAGUCGAUCCAGGUACUACUGUCGUCGUCGUCCCUGUAACUGUCUACGUAGAUCCUGAAGGAACCCGAUUCACGCUCGGAAAUCAACAGCCUACAGCAACCGUCGGCUCGGGAAAUGAAGACCCUGAAGAUACCCCUGAAUCAAACUCCUUCGGCGGAAUCAAUGUCGGGCCACCAAAUGUAUUUUCUGCUCCGUCGGUCUCAGUCUCGGGAACACAAGGAGUCUCAUAUGAGAAGGUUGCCCAGACAGGCUUCCCGGCUCAGACACCGACUCCGACUCCGACACCGACACCGACUCCGUCUCCGUCCCCAUCUAGCAGCACGAAACCCUUGUUUGAUGGCUUUCCAUCACUUAAGCUUCCGGACGCUGAUACUCCCUCUUCACCUCUUGUUGAUGGCACUGCCAGCACCCCGAGCUAUAGCGACACGGCAACUCAAACCGCGAGCGAAACACCCAGGGAAACGCCCAGCGAAACACCCAGCGAAACACCCAGCGAACCACCCAGGGAAUCACCCAGCGAAACACCCAGCGAACCACCCAGGGAAUCACCCAGCGAACCACCCAGCGAAACCCCAAGCCGAACGACAGAUGGCCCAAUUCUUUCUCUUCCAACUCUGUUCCCAAGUGAAGAGCCAUCGACCACUCCAGGAAGCGAAUCAUCUACCCCUUCGAGCACUAGGUCGGAUGUGACAGAUUUGACACCGCUUCCUACCUCCACUUCCACCCUGGGCCUUCCCACGCUCAGCAUUCCACCAAUUAUUACGCCAACCCCGACACCAUCCACGCCACCAUCCUCGACACCAUCCCCGACACCACCCCCGACACUGUCCCAGUCGUUGCCCAUCACAUCGGCCCCUGGCAAUUCCACUAUCCCGCCUUUCCCAACAGCCACAGAGUUGCCCCCAGACACCACGGCCCCUAUCCCGACCGACAGUAGCAGCACUAUCGUGAUACCCACCCCGACUACCACUCCGUCUGGCGUUUUCCCCAAUCCGACAGAUCGCCCAACAGGAUGGGUUCCGCCUAAUAACUCUACCAUUGUACCGUCUCCGACAAUCUCACCGCCACCGGCACCGUCGUCAACGGAAUCUGAUAUGCCAAUAUCUACGGAUUCGUUGACCUCGAUGAUCGUUCCGACAAGCAUUGUCUUCCAACCGACCCUAGUCCCGCCAAACCCAUCGGAAACGAAUAAGCCCACCGCCCUUCCUAGAAUUAUCUCUCCCGAGAUGGGCAUUCCCAAAGCACCAGCUGAUUCGAGAUUGAUUCAGGUCGGGUUCAACAGCUCACUCUCGUAUGAGUUUGUCGUUUCAAACGGGGCUUCGAAUCUUCAAAUCUUUACGUUCACUCCUAAGGGCGUUAGCUUCGGUUUACAAAUAUCAUUGGAUCUUGUCAAAGCGCAUUCCAUCCAACCUUAUGACACGCUACAAUCACGUAUGUACACACCUACAUUGGUCCUGAUGUAUAUCCCCGAGGACCUGGUCAACGAAUUAUCCCUCCAAAUCCAUAGCCCCUAUUCGCGCCUGUACCAGAACCCGGACCCGUCCAUCGCCAAGCUCAUGUCCAUGAUUGACCCGUCUAUCCCCCUCAUCCCGGGAGGAGGACCACUUAAUCAGCAAACUUAUGGUCCAGGCGGCGGCGGUAGCUCUACCGAUCGUCCAGGUAAUGGUAAAAGCGGCUCCGGCUCUGGCGGAGAUGAUGACGAAGCCGAAGGACCUGGCGGUUCAGGCGGAUCCUCCAACGUCAAGGCCACAUCCGUCGGAAUCGGUCUUGGCGUCGUUGGUGGCGCGGCAAUGUACGGCGCUGCGAUGUUCUUCGUAGCUCGCCGGUACCGCAAGAAGCGCAAGCUCCACCGCCGCACCAGCUCACUGACAAGCGGCAUGGGCGAGAUUGGUGUGGCUGUUUCCGCCCCUCCUGUACCGACUGCCACCGAUGCUUUGAUGAGUGGUGGUCGCACGGAUGGAUAUACCAGCCCGACCCCAUAUGCCACACGGGAUAGCCACAGCAGUGGCUCAGGCAGUGGACGGAAUCAAAUGAUCAGCGCGCCUGUCAUGACUGAGAACUCGCUUGGGUGGAAUUAG
Molecule: messenger RNA, 2238 nt
Organism: Histoplasma capsulatum G186AR
Lineage: Eukaryota; Fungi; Ascomycota; Eurotiomycetes; Onygenales; Ajellomycetaceae
Exons: 1
Coding region: 1-2238 (745 amino acids)
Biological process (GO): osmosensory signaling pathway via Sho1 osmosensor; signal transduction involved in filamentous growth; fungal-type cell wall organization
Cellular component (GO): plasma membrane; extracellular region; site of polarized growth
Molecular function (GO): osmosensor activity
Source: RefSeq, a predicted model, not a curated record